Trichomonas vaginalis G3 is the source of this 978-nucleotide messenger RNA. RefSeq lists its product as uncharacterized. The transcript has a single exon. Lineage: Eukaryota; Parabasalia; Trichomonadida; Trichomonadidae. Bases 1 to 978 code for a protein of 325 amino acids. The record is from RefSeq and is a predicted model, not a curated record.
AUGACUGCACAGGCCGGAGACAUUAGGACAGUCACGGUCCACAGCCGAAGAUCGUAUAGGAGAGAUGAUGGAUUUUCCAAUAUGGGACUUACUACCCUAUCUGCUACAACAAGACCAAAGUCUAGUUACGAAAUUAGAUCUUUGCAAAAAAUUGCCGAUGAUUAUAUGGCUCAAAAAGAAGAAAGUGAUGCCAUAUAUGAAGUUGAAAAGUUCCAAAAUAAAAAAGCAGGGAAAAAUCAAUCCCUGAAAAAACCUAAUCUACCAAUGCCAGAAGGUGUUGAUUUAGAUAUGCUCAACAAUUUCGAUGACAGAUUUACAAAAAAUUCUCCACAGCGCCCAUCAACAUCUUUCAGACCAAACAGGAAUAUUAUUCAGUAUUGUCCUGCCUGCAAUCCAAAGGAAGAAGAUAUUGAGCAUUUACAUCACUCAACAAUUCAUAUUCCUCGUGGGGGUUGUCAUUGGCAGCUUUUGGACAGCCCAGAGGAACCAAAACGCGUUUUACCACCAUUUAAUCAUCAUUUCAGCAACAGACCAUUCAUUUAUCCAGCACGCCAUAUUGGCCAACCUGGUAUCCAAGUGCUCAUCGAUGAUUUAGUUGAAUCUCGUGAAUAUAAUCAAACUAAAUUCGAAAAUACAGUUACCAACCGUCGUAACAAAGAAAAAGAAGAGUUUAAUGAAACUAUUAGGAAUAGAGUUGAUAACCAUCACGAAACUAUUCAAAAAUUCCACUCUAAAACCAAAGAUCUUGCUCAUCGCUCUGGACAACUCAAAGCAGCGGCCAAAUUAAUCAAAAAGAAGCGUGAACUUGUCAAAGAAACGCCAAUUGAUCCAGAAGAUAUUGAUGCAAUUAAUCAAGUGAAUAAAUUCGAUGAACAGCUUUGGUCUGACUACCAAAUCAAGAGAAAACAUGAAAGCUUGUCUUCUCUCAUCACUUCUGAUAGCCGUGCUCAGCUUCUACAAGGUACAGCACUACUUUAG